UCCUGUCUCGCCCCGCCCUCUCCUCUGCGUCAUUUUGCCUUUUUUUUUUUUUUUGUUCCUCUCGUCCCGUCAUCACUGUUUACACCGUUACCUGGGAGACCGGCAGCCGGGACCCGCAGCGCGGCCACCGAGCACCGGCACCGCAGAAUGAAUAGAAAAUUCAGUUCCCUGAACUGAGUUAUUUUAUAAUGCCGGAUCAGGAUGAGAAAGGCAAAAAAGCUGAAAAAAGUUCUGAAAAGAAAGGUCAAGGAGCAGCUUCAAGGAAAUGUUCUGACGUCAAAAGACUUUGGUCCCUCUUAAAUGUGCAAGGUAGCAAACAGCAGCUCCCGGCUUUAAAACCCAUUGGCACGCCAAAGACUCAGCAGAAGUUUGGAAGAAACCACAUGCCUAAAAAUCAGUGGCAAGAAUCUACUGAAUCAGUAGAACUUGAAAAGUUUAGCAUUAAUUACAAAAAUGAAAGAAAUUUUAGCCAGCACUCUCAACAUAACUUAUUCCUUGACGUAUUUACGGCACUGGUAAAGAACAGGCUUGGAUGCAGAGAAUGGAUUGAUAGAGCUACAUCUGUUCACUUAUUGCGAGUAUUGAUCUGUUUGAGAUUAUUAAUCCGGGACCCAUAUUAUCAGGGGGUUCUUCAACAAAUUAAAGGAGUUGACAUUCUUGCACAGUACAUGCAGACAACAUGUAAUACUUACCUUUCAUCUGGAGAGGAUGAAUUUAAUGUUGACAAGUUGGUCAAUAUGACAUAUAUCUUUCAAAAACUUGCUGCCGCUAAAGACCAAAGAGAGUGGGUGAUACAGAGUGGAGCACAUGAAACCCUAGUGAAACUCUUAGCUGCAAGAGACAGUAACGUAUUACUGGGCACUCUCCUUGCUCUUACAAGUUUGGCCGAAAGCCCAGAAAGCAGAACUACAAUUAGUAGACUCAGCAUUGUAGAAAGUCUGAUGAUGAUACUGCAAGAAUAUGAUCUGCUCUCCAAAAGGCUUUCAGCAGAGCUCCUACGUCUUCUCUGUUCAGAGUCUGAUGUAAAGGAACAAGUGAAGAUUUAUGAUGGUGUUCCCACUUUGCUUAGCUUGCUUCACUCUGACCACCUAAAGCUGCUAUGGAGUGUUGCAUGGAUAUUGGUUCAGAUCUGUUCAGACCCAGAAAUCAGUGUGGAAAUUCGGAUAUGGGGAGGAAUCAAACAGCUGCUCCAUAUUUUGAAAGGGGAACAGUAUUUAGUUUCUGAUCGUUCCUCCAUCGGGAGCUUGUCAAGUGCAAAUGCUGCAGGCCGGAUUCGGCAUCUUUAUUUAUCUGAAGAUUUGAGCCCAAGGGAAAUACAAGAGAAUACCAUUUCACUCCAAGCAGCUUGCUGUGCAGCUCUUACUGAGCUUGUGCUCAAUGACACAAAUGCUCAUCAAGUAGUUCAGGAGAAUGGUGUUUACAUUAUUGGUAUGCUGAUUUUACCAAGCAGACAAAACGACUGUAUUAAAAGCAAAAGUACUAUGUUACAGUGUUAUGCAUUCAGAGCAUUAAGAUUUCUGUUUAGCAUGGAAAGGAAUCGAGAUCUGUUUAAAAGAUUUUUUCCUCCAGAUUUAUUUGAGAUGUUUAUUGAUAUUGGGCAUUAUAUUCGAGAGAUCAGUGCCUAUGAAGACCUUGUGUCUAAAUUAAAUUCUUUACCAGAAGAUAAUAUGAAACAAGUUGCCGAUAGUAUUGAAAGCAUCAAUCAAAAUAAAACACCCACAAAAUUUAUCGGCAACUAUGCAAUUUUAGACCACCUGGGGAGUGGAGCAUUUGGGAGUGUAUAUAAGGUCAAGAAACGUAGCGGACAGAAUCUCUUUGCAAUGAAAGAAAUUAAUUUACACAACCCAGCAUUUGGUAAAGACAAAAGAGACCGGGAUAGCAGUGCUGAGAACAUUGUGUCUGAACUAACAAUAAUCAGGGAGCAGCUUUGCCAUCCAAACAUUGUGCACUAUUAUAGGACUUUUUUAGAAAAUGACAAACUGUAUAUUGUUAUGGAGCUCAUUGAAGGUGCACCUCUGGGAGAACAUUUAAAGUCUCUUAAGGAAAAACAGCAACAGUUUACAGAGGAACGGCUUUGGAACAUUUUUAUACAGUUAUGCUUAGCACUGAGAUAUUUACAUAAAGAAAAAAGAAUUGUUCACAGAGACUUAUCACCAAACAACAUCAUGCUGGGAGAAAAAGAUAAAGUAACAGUCACGGAUUUUGGACUUGCCAAACAGAAGCAAGAAAACAGCAAGCUAACAUCUAUUGUUGGAACUAUACUGUACUCGUGCCCAGAAGUUGUAAAAAGUGUACCAUAUGGAGAAAAGGCUGAUGUGUGGGCAGCAGGCUGUAUACUCUAUCAGAUGGCAACUCUGAAUCCCCCUUUCCACAGCACCAACAUGCUGUCCCUAGCAACCAAAAUAGUGGAAGCUGUGUAUGUUCCAGUCCCUGAUGGUUUGUAUUCAGAAAAAGUUUCAAAUACAAUUAAAAGGUGCUUGACUUCAGAUGCAGAUCUACGGCCUGACAUAGUAGAAGUUUGCGCUUUAAUUUCAGAUGUUAUGAUGAGAUACAUGGACAGCUUAUCUUCUUGUCAGAUUGCUUUGGAGAAAAAACUGGAAAGAGAAAGAAAACGUGCCCAAAAAUAUUUCAUAGAAGCUAACAAAAAUACUGUGAAAUAUGGUCAUCGCCAUGCAUCACUACCUUAUGACCAAUAUGAGAAAUCCAGCAUGAGCAGUAGCAGUAGUAGCAGUGGAAUUGCAAGCUGCAAGAGUGACAUUUCAGAGAGUGCUUUCAUUCCCAUGGGGCUAUUGCAAACAAACAAUGAUAAAGGUUCUGAUGUCUUUCUUCCAGACCAUAGCUACUCCUUAGACAGCCUUGGCAAAGAUGUGUUUUCUGAAGUUGAAGAUGAACUAGAUAAUUCAAUCUAUUUUAAAGCACCAACUACAGGAACACUAAAACGAAGUAUCAGUGCUUCUGGAGGUGAAAUAUCUCAAACAGGAGAGCAUACAGGCAGCACAGGUUCUAAACCAAGACCAGCUUUGCUGCCUAUUGAUCUUCUUCUGAAAGUUCCUUCACUGGUGUACAGGUCUCAAAGUAGGAAGCUAGCGACUUCGUUAGGGGCAGAAUGGCCUGCACACAGUUUUUCUACUGUGGUUCUUCACAGUCUGAAACAUUCUGCAUCUGCAGGCAUUGCAGUGUCACAGAGAAAAGUUCGACAGAUCAGUGACCCUAUUCAACAGAUAUUAAUCCAGCUCCACAAAAUUAUCUACAUUACACAGCUUCCGCCUGCUCUUCAUGAUAACCUGAAAAGGAGGGUUGUCGAGCGAUACAAGAAAUCUCUUUUCAGCCUCCAGAGCAAUCCUUACAACCUUAAAGCAGAAAUUCAAAAGGUUGUACAGGGAUCUCCUGAGAUAAUAGAAUUCUUUGCUGAUGACUGCCAUGGAUUGCUGCAGUCGUAUGGAAAGUCACUGAUGUCUGACGACAGGACAGGUAAUGCCAACACCUUUGAAUUUGAUGGGGGAAUAACCUACGAGCAACUGCAGACAAUCAUUGAAGACAUUUUAGAGGACAGUGGCUACUAUAAUUUAACUUCAGACAGAUACUACUCAUUCCCAGUGGGAGUCAAGAACCUUCUAACAAUAAAACGAUGAUGGCUUUAACCUUUGCUAGACUCAAUGUUGCUGUGUUUUCUCCCAACUGUAAUCGUUGGUUAACUGAAAGCUGCUUAACAUACACAAAAUAAGAUAAUAAGGACUAUGUAAAUCUCAGGAGAAAACUUCUGAAGAUGCAAGUGACUGUAUUAUCAGAGGAGCUGAACUUGUUAUGAGAUGCUUGCAUUUUGAAAUGCUCUAUAACUAGAAUAAUAUGGGGAAGAUGUAUCAAAACCUGAGCAGAGAAAAUUUGACCAGUUGUCCAUGGCAACUAAUCAGAUUGUUUCUCAAAUUUGUAAAAAUUAACCAAAAAAUUUAAUAAAAGGCACAAUCUGAUUGGUUGCCAUGGGUAGCUGUUCCACUUUUACUUUGCACAGGUUUUGAAUAACCCCUCCUCCCUAUAUCUUUUAUAUUAUAAUGUAAAGACUUCCUUUAUUUUACUCUUUGCCCGCUGUGAUAACGUACAAUACAGCUUUACUGCAAAUUGAUGGUAUCUGAACAAAUAUUUUGCACAGAAGAACAAU
Molecule: messenger RNA, 4156 nt
Organism: Hyla sarda
Lineage: Eukaryota; Metazoa; Chordata; Amphibia; Anura; Hylidae
Gene: NEK10
Product: NIMA related kinase 10
Exons: 37
Coding region: 189-3632 (1147 amino acids)
Biological process (GO): protein phosphorylation
Molecular function (GO): protein binding; protein kinase activity; ATP binding
Source: RefSeq, a predicted model, not a curated record